AUGAAUGGAAAUAUUGCUGGUUCCCUCCUCUUCCAUUGGAAAGACGCACCGGUCCAUCGUCCUGGCCUGCGUGUGCUGCUCGGAAUUGCAGAGCAAGAAGAGAUGAAGGAAUGGAAAGGCGGCAGUCAUAGUGGAUCAGUCGAUGAAGACGAAUCAUUAUGCUCUUGA
Paracoccidioides brasiliensis Pb18 is the source of this 168-nucleotide messenger RNA. RefSeq lists its product as uncharacterized. The transcript has 2 exons. The record is from RefSeq and is a predicted model, not a curated record. The coding region runs from base 1 to 168 and encodes 55 amino acids.